Molecule: messenger RNA, 2003 nt
Organism: Acanthopagrus latus (yellowfin seabream)
Lineage: Eukaryota; Metazoa; Chordata; Actinopteri; Spariformes; Sparidae
Gene: ccdc174
Product: coiled-coil domain containing 174
Exons: 11
Coding region: 120-1871 (583 amino acids)
Cellular component (GO): nucleus
Source: RefSeq, a predicted model, not a curated record
CAAACGCCACUAGUCGGCGGUAAAGCGACAGGUUUUCUCGCGAGAGCUGCGCCACCAACGAAGAAGUCGGUCACAGAAGUAGCAACACAGAUUAUGCCGUAGAAAAAUAACCAGUAAGCAUGGAAAAAAAGAAGAAACCCUUCGAUGUGACUGCUUCAUCGCUAGUGGACCUUAAAGCUGAACUUUACAGAAAGCAGGAACAGUUCAAACAGGAUAAACUUGGGCGAGAAAACUCUGGUGCUGGGUUCACAUCAAAAUCUCAUCAGAAAGUCAAGAAACCUAAUGUUUGGAGCAAACAAAAUGCUGGUGUUUCAGCAAGAGCUGAGAAAGAUGCAGAGCAGCUGGCUGAGGAGCAGAACACCCUUGAUACAGCAAAACGCAGGUUGGAGGAGAAGGCCAAACUCUAUGAGCAAAUGACAAAAGGAGACUUUCCAGAUGAAGAGACAGAAGGACUGUUCCUGGUUGACUUCACCCAGAAGAUUAUUGACAAAAAGAGAGAAACACUCGCACACAAGGAUAGAGAUGAUGAAGAAAGAGACAGCUCAUCUCCUAUCCCCCCUCCGCAAAACCCAGAUGAGGAAUGGGUGGACUAUGUUGACGCUUUGGGCCGAUCUCGAAAAUGCAUGAAGAAAGACCUGCCAGAUUUUAAGAAAAUGGACCAAGACCUUAAAGGAAAAGGAAAAGUCUCAGCUGACAAGACGUUACUCUCAGAGGACAUGCGGCGGGAGCUUCAGAGGCAGGAGUGGGAGAUGGAGGAAGAGGAGGCUAUGAAGAGGCCUGUUGGACCGAUCCACUACGAGGAUAUCAGGGGACAAGAGGCCAGGGAGCUCGGUGUCGGUUACUUUUCGUUUUCUCAGGAUGAAGAGCACCGCAGGAAGCAAAGAGAAACUCUGGAUAUGCUCAGAGACCAGACAACAGAGCAGCGCACCAAAAGGGAACACCUAAAGGAAAAGAGGCAGGCCAUUCUGAAGGCCCGACUGGCCAAGGUGAGGCAGAGGAAGAUGAAGAAGGCCAAGCUGGAUGGCACUGAGGACGAGCAGAUUGAGGAAGAGAAUGAAGUAGAGGAAGGGGAAGGUGAAAUAAUAGGACCCUCGCCUCCACCGGAAGACUUCCCAGAGAUCAGCACAGUGAAGAAGGUGGAAGUGGAGAUUCAGGAAAGGAGGGACACUAAACCGGGAGUUCCUCAUGUCAGAGAAUGGGACAGAGGCAAAGAGUUUAUGUUUAGUGAAUGGAAAAAUCGAUGUCGUGACGAGCGAGAUUCAGAAUUUGCACCUCCCACUGCGUACUUUACUGAGGACAAGAGACAAAAACCAGUGAAGAGUAAAUCUCAAGAGAAUAAAUUUAGGACGUCCUUCAAGUGGAGCAAAGGCCCAGGAACAAUCUCUGACAGCAAAGAGGAGCCACUAUCUAAAGCUGCUCCCUCACCUCCACCAAGUCCUCCACCUCCUUCACAACCACAGACCUCAUCACAGUCAUCAUCUUCAGAUCACCCAGCAGCUUCGGCUCCAGUGUCUGCUCCUCCAUGUAAUUCCCAGAAUCCUCCUACUCCAAUUUGUCCUCCGUUUCCUCCUCCCACUCCCCAGUUUGCUGCACCACCUCACCUGCUCCCUCCGUUCCCCCCACAUAACCCAAACCAGUAUCCACCCCAGUAUCCACCCCAAUAUCCAAACCAGUAUCCACCCCAGUAUCCACCCCAGUAUCCACCCCAGUAUCCAAACCAGUAUCCACCCCAGUAUCCCCUUCAUUAUCCCCCUCAGCAGCCCCCUCAGUAUCCCCCUCAGGAGCCCCCCCCGCCUGGCCUAGACAGCAGCCAGGCCCAGCAGCCUGCACAGAGUCUAGACGACAUGCUGUCCUUCUACAGGAAUCUCUAAAAUGUCAUGUUUUACACUGCCAGUUUAAAUUCUUAUGUUUCCUUUUUUGAAGAAUCCACAGAAAAUGACAGAACUUAAUGCCUGAGAUCUGUGGAAUUUUAGCAUUGAAUAAAUAUAAGGAAUUUAACUCGA